Molecule: messenger RNA, 803 nt
Organism: Aspergillus neoniger CBS 115656
Lineage: Eukaryota; Fungi; Ascomycota; Eurotiomycetes; Eurotiales; Aspergillaceae
Exons: 2
Coding region: 196-675 (159 amino acids)
Source: RefSeq, a predicted model, not a curated record
AUCGUGCAUGGGAUCUGGCAUCCAGAUUCAAUGCCCUUGCUUCAUCUCUCUGCGAUGCUCCAGGAGGAAAAACUGUUGGUCCGCGUGCAGGAAAGAGGGUCGCAGAGUCAGCCACAUCUCCAUACGGAACCAUUUUCCAUGCCAAUCGUGAUGGCGGUUCCGAACUUCAGAACUACUUAAAGUAAGUUUCGGCCGAUGGAACGGAUGGAACGAAGCAUAUUUGAACGGUCGACUGCCCCCCAAGUGAAUGGUUCGCAUAUUCUGCUUCAGUGGACGUUGACAUUCCUAUUCCCCCCUUCUGCAAGUCAUCCGAGCGGGAGACAAAGAGUCUUGGGGUGUCUGGCGGUUGGGGGAAAGUUGAGUUGGCCCUGCUGGUCAGGCAGACAAACCAGUCAACUUUCUUUCUCUCCAAUAAUCUCCUCCGUCUCUAUCCCUCCCUUUCCCGAUCUUCUCCCCGCCUCGGCCGAAACAUCCAACGGCUUCAACUGGUCCAGCCAGUAUCGAACCUCAAAUCCCGUCACAUUCUUCGUUAACCUCCCCCCUCGAUACGUUUCUAUUGCAAAGUGCCUACUAGAUAUUCUUCUAAGCACGGACCCUGUAACAUCACCUUCCCGCCUCCUUGCUCAAGAAGCAGCGGACAACAAACAGUGCGUCCCCGAAAAUGUCCAACCAUGAACCCCCUCUGGACGGCGGACGCGAAAGAGAGUUAUCGCUAUCUGAAAAAACUGAUACAGUGAGCCAAAUGUGCCGAAACUCUUGGCCACGGAGCCUCCUCCCUAGAACGCGCUUGUGAACGAUUCCCA